AUGCCAUUCCAUUUAAAAAAAAAUUCAAGAAGCCUCUAAAUGGAUAGAAGCUGGGAGUACAAAUAUACAGUAAUGAUGAACAUAAAUGUUAAUAAUGUACUUUACUAGUAAGUAUUUCCUCUGAUUUUAAAUUGAGAUAACAUAUUAAUUAAUAAAAAUAAUUAAUAACAUGACAUACUAUGAUAUUUAUAUUUUAAUUUAAAAAAAAAAUAAUUAAUUCAAAAGGUAAAAUAUGAUUUUUUUUUUAUCUCUAUUAAAUAAUAUUUAUAUUUUAAUUUGAAUAAAAAGUAAUUAAUAUAAAGUGAAAAAUAUAAUUUUUUUUUAUUUUAUCUUGGAAAAAGAUAAGUAAAAUGAGAAAUUAAAUUAAAAAAUUUGGAGCGAAUAAUUAGGGACGGAGGAAGUAUGAGAUAAAUGCAAGUGGUAUCUUCUUGAAUUGUACAAUGAGCUGACCAUGAUUCAUGACUAAUCAAACAAGUAAAGCCAACCAUAUGACUAUCAUAAUUGAUCUAUUCAAGAAAAAUAAUUUACAAUACCAAUACACAGAACUUUCACCACAUGUGAAAUGAGAUAAGUCCUAUGAUCAAACCAAAACACAAAGUUUCAUCAUAACCCCACUUCAAAAUGUUCAUUAUUAGGGAACCCCCAAAUCAAGAAACAACAGUUUUUCACUUAUAAAAGUUUGAAAAAUUUAUUAUACUUUUUGUUCUUUUUUUUUUUUCUGAGAAGGAAUCAAUUGGUGAUCUUUAAGGGUGUAAUAAAGUUCUAAUCUUUUGCAAGUUUAUCAAGAAAAAGGUGGAAUCUUUACUUUGUUUAUUAGUAAAAGUUGUAGUUUCUGUGCUAGUUUAUACUUUGUUUACUAGUAUAUUUGGAAUUUUGACUAGUAUUUUGGGGGUGAAAAAUUGCUUGUGAGGUAUAAAGUUGCAAUAUUUUGCAAGUUUAUACUUUAUUUACCAGUGAAGUUGGAAUUUUGACUAAUAUUUUGGGGUUGAAAAAUUGCUUGUGAGGGAUAACGUUGCAAUAUUUUGCAAGUUUAUACUUUGUUUACCAGUGAAGUUGGAAUUUUGAAUAAUAUUUUGGGGGUGAAAAAUUGCUUGUGAGGGAUAAAGUUGCAAUAUUUUGCAAGUUUAUACUUUGUUUACUAGUGAAGUUGGAAUUUUGACUAGUAUUUUGGGGGGUGAAAAAUUGCUUGUGAGGGAUAAACUUCAAAUCUUUUGCAAGUCUAUCAAGGAAAAAGGUGGAAUCUAUACUUUUUUUACUAGUAAAAUUUCAAGUUCUGUGCAAGGUUUUACUUUGUUUACCAGUAAAGUUGGAAAUUUUUACUAGUAUUUUGGGGGUUAAAAUGGCUUGUGAAGGUAGAUAUACGUGAAGUUAAGGGGAUAAUUUGCAAGUUUAUUAGGAAAAAGGUGGAAUCCUUACCUUUUCUUUGUUUACUAGUAAAGUUGGGAACUUUUACUAAUAUUUUGGGUUGAAAAUGGCUUGUGAAGGUAGCUAUAUGUGGAGUUAAGGGGAUAAAGUUCAAAUCUUGUGCAAGUUUAUUAGGAAAAAGGUUGAAUCUUUACCUUGUUUGCUAGUAAGUUACAGUAUUUGUGCAAGUUUAUACUUUAUAGUAUUUUGGGGUUUAAAAAUGGCUUGUGAAGGUAGAUAUGUGUGGAGUUUGAGUGGUAUUGUGGGAGCUUUUGUUGAUCUUUCUAUAGCAUAUUUCUUGCUUUGUGCAGCAACAGUAGCUUUUUUAGCAUCAAAGUUUCUUGGUUUUUUCGGUUUGAGCUUGCCAUGUCCUUGUGAUGGACUUCUUUUUGGUACUGUUGCAAAUGGGAAUUUAUGUUUUCAUAGGCUCUUGAUUGACUUACCAGCUGAGAAAGUGUCUAAUGUCCAACUUUCUAUAAAAGCAAACUACCCCUUCAAUGAUAGUACUAUUGUGGGGAAAGACCAGAAUUGUGAGUUGAAUUGGAGAUUAAUUGGUCAUGAAAAGGAGAAUAGUCCUCAUGGGUAUCUUGAAAUGGGUGAUGAGGCUUCAUGUAGUUCGGUCUCAGAUGAAAGAAAGUCGUGUAAUGUUGAUAUGAUUGAGUUAAGUCCAAGAAAUGAAUUUGGGAUAAAGGGGAAAGGGGUGAUGAGUCAGAGAGAAAGAGGAGGGAUUCGUCGAAGAAGGCGUAAAACAGAUGCUGAUUAUGGGAGGUCUUCGUCAGCUUCAUCGUGUGAUCCUCCAUGUGAAGAGUUUCCACUAGGUCCUCCAUCUCCUCCUAGUACUAAUAAAGAAGAUGGUGGCCACCCUCCGCUGGUUAUGAGAUUAGGUCACAGAGACAGCUUUGUAUUGAAUGGAUUUUCUGAUGAAGUUGAGCACAUCGGAAAGAACUUUGCAUCCUUUGAAGAGCUGAAACAUGAAGGUGAACUGAGUUCCAGUUUCGAUGAACAAAACAGAAUAAGGCUCUUGGAACGAGCUUUAGAACGUGAACAAGAAGCUCGAGAUGCUCUUCGCCUUGAACUUGAGAAGGAAAGAAAUGCUGCCGCAUCUGCUGCAGAUGAGGCUAUGGCUAUGAUCUUACGUCUACAAGAGGAAAAGGCAUCUAUUGAAAUGGAUGCCCGUCAAUAUCAGAGAUUAGUUGAAGAGAAAUCUGCUUUUGAAGCCGAGGAAAUGAACAUUCUAACGGAGAUCCUGGUGCGGACUGAAAGGGAGAAACACUUUUUGGAGAAAGAAGUUGAAGUGUAUAGGCAGAUGACUUUUGUUGGAAAUGAAGAAUCAACAGUUGAUAGUGGGAAUUUGGUGGAUGCUCUAAGACGUCCUGAUGCUUUGUGUGAUCCUAACGAGGAUCCAGUUCUUAUGCUUCAUCAGAUCAACGCAUCUUUUAACAAGAGGACUGUUGCAGAAAAUAGAAACUCUGAGGAGGUCACUUCUCGUGAUAGUCAAAAUUAUGUUGAUUUGGGAGGAGAGGUACUGAUUCAAAGACAAAAUAAAGAUGUCAGCUCCCAGAAGCGAGUUGACUUAGCCGAGCAUUCUUGUAGCAGCCAAGAAUUUCAGGAGAAAGAGAUGGUGUUUAUGGUUAACCACUCUGAUGUGCCACCAGGGAAUGGGAAAAUACUUGAUACAUCCACGAAACCCCAUGAGACAGGUCUUCCGAAACAGAAGCUUACUGAUCAUGCCAUUUCUCUAGAAAGGGAAGUGCUAAAAGAAAAUGCAGAUAUGGGAACAUGUGACAGAGCUCGUAUUGAUGUUUCUGGAAAAGAAAAGUGUUUAAAGUAUGAGGGAUCAGAAUGUCCAUGUAAUUUGACCGUAGAUAAAGAGCCUCAUGUCCAUGAUAUUCAUGUCAUUGUCGAUGGUUCCAACUUUUGCAAUGAUGUCAAUAGUGGUGAAUCUAGGAAGAGUGCAUUAGAAUUUUCUGGAAAAACUAGUCUCCCUAUUGAAGCUUCUCCUACACAGGAUGUUAUUAGAGACCAUCCAAGUACUAGUGCGUCGUGUACCCAAGUGGAUCUUAAAACCAGUGCAGACACUACUUCUGGGCUUCCACCAGUGAGCUCACGUGGUAAACCUUCUCUAUGUGAUUUGAGGGGAAAUUCCAUGUCCUCAGUAGACAAUGAAAGGCUGAAAAUUGAUACUGAAGUGGGGUGGCUUCGAGAGAGGUUAAAGAUUGUGCAAGAGGGGAGAGAGAAACUUGACUUGACUGCAGAGCAUAUAGAAAGAGAAAAGACGCAGUUAAAGCUUUUGGAGGAUAUAGCACGCCAGCUUCACGAGAUUCAGCUGCUUAAUGAACCUGAGAAGGCUGUACGACAGGCUUCCUUGCCCCUGCCAGCCUCUAAGGGCAUGUCAAAGAAAAGGCGUUCUCGAAGUGUUUCUGUAGGAAUGCAACAAAGAUCUUGAGGGGUUCAAACAGUUCGGAGCUCGGAGUUCCCAGUACUGAGCCUCAAAACUGCCAUCAUAUUUGCUUGGAUCUGGGGAAGACGGUCCAAAUAAUACCUUGUAUUGUUCUUUUAAGAGGUGUUGUGCAGUUAUUUGGAACCAAGUUUUGGCCGGAACGGCCUUUCCAAAACCUGCAGCUGAUGAUAUUAAAGUGCAACUGCUGAGGACAAGCUGGGGUUAAUCCUCUAAUGGAUAAGAAGAAAGGUUAUGACUAAGAAGGCACACAAUUGUUAGCGUACGGCUGGUAACAAUUAUCCACUCACGUUAUUUUGUUGGUCUCUAUCCGGUGUUCAAACGUAAGGUCCCAGUUGUUUAAAACUCUGUUGUAUCUUCCAUCUUUUUGUGGUCGUUAGAUGGUAAAGCACUGAAUGUUAGCUACUUGUACAGAAACUUACAUAUUUUCUUUCUAAUAGUAUAUUAGCGUACA
Messenger RNA from Capsicum annuum, 4316 nucleotides. RefSeq lists its product as uncharacterized. Lineage: Eukaryota; Viridiplantae; Streptophyta; Magnoliopsida; Solanales; Solanaceae. The transcript has 4 exons. The coding region runs from base 1625 to 3850 and encodes 741 amino acids. The record is from RefSeq and is a predicted model, not a curated record.